Ornithodoros turicata is the source of this 1781-nucleotide messenger RNA. Its product is annotated as 4-trimethylaminobutyraldehyde dehydrogenase A-like. The transcript has 8 exons. Lineage: Eukaryota; Metazoa; Arthropoda; Arachnida; Ixodida; Argasidae. Bases 222 to 1736 code for a protein of 504 amino acids. The record is from RefSeq and is a predicted model, not a curated record. Gene Ontology annotation, molecular function: 4-trimethylammoniobutyraldehyde dehydrogenase (NAD+) activity; aminobutyraldehyde dehydrogenase (NAD+) activity.
UGAGGAAACUUCCGGCUUCUCUCACAGCGGUGUACAUGUUGUGGUUGUGGCCUUUACAAACAAAUCAAAAGACCUGUCCUCAACAGUUACUCUUUUGUACUGAUCACACUACACCAACUACACUACCACUAUUAAUAGAAACCAGAGGCGCUCCAGUAGCUCUGUCCAAAGUGGUCUAAAGUCUAGCCAGAGUGAUUAAUUGAGAUGUCGGAAAUAUCGGGAUGUUUGUACAAGCUAUGAGGUGUGCGAGACGUUCACUGUACACGGGACCAUAUAACUUUGUUUCUGGCCAAUUGACAGAUGUGAAAAAGAGAUGUGGCGAAUUCUCGGUCCUGCAGCCAGCCAGCGGCAAAACCUUGUGUGUGAUCCCAUCAUGUGGCUUACAGGACGUGGACCUAGCCGUAAAUUGUGCAAAGAAUGCUUAUCCAAAGUGGUCAUGCCUGUCUCCCAGAGAAAGAGGAAAACAUCUCUUAGCUGUGGCAAAGAAAAUACGGGAAGAUCACAAGGAAAUUGCGCAAGUUGAGACCGAUGACACUGGCAAACCCAUAUCCGAAGCUGUUGUUGACGUUCUGGGCUGCGCAGAUGUGUUAGAAUAUUAUGGUGGCAUUGCUGCCUCCAUCAAAGGUGAGCACUUUGAUCUCCCGGGCGGAAGCUUUGCCAUUGUCCGUCGUGAACCUUUGGGUGUGGUUGUGGGCAUUGGGGCAUGGAACUAUCCCUUUCAAGUGAUGUCCUGGAAGCUUGCACCUGCACUUGCCUGUGGAAACACCUUUGUCUUCAAGCCGUCACCUCUGACACCUCUUUCUGCUCUUCUACUUGCAAGGAUAUGCGCGGAUGUUGGUGUUCCCAGUGGCGUCAUCAACGUUGUCCAGGGAGAAAGUGAAACAGGACAACACCUAUGCCAGCAUCCCGAGGUAGCCAAAGUGACCUUCACGGGCAGUGUCGCGACGGGACAGAAGAUCAUGAAAAUGUGCACGGACAGCAUGAAACGUGUCACAUUAGAGUUGGGAGGCAAAUCUCCGCUGCUGGUCUUUCAGGAUGCCGACAUAGUGGAAUCCGUUAAGGCUGCCAUGCUGGGAAAUUUCUUCACCCAGGGGGAGGUAUGCAGCAACUGUACCAGAGUCUAUGUACAGAGGCCCCUGGUAACGGAGUUUGUGGACCACUUGGCAGAAGCAACGUGCAAGCUAAAAGUUGGUGACCCGACUGACCCCGAAACAAACAUCGGUGCCACCAUCAGUACGGAACACGCUAGCAAUGUUCUCCGAUAUAUCGCCGACGCCAAAAAGGAGGGUGCAUCUGUAGUGUGUGGAGGGGUAAAAGUAACACCCGAAGAUCCUUCCCUUUGUGAUGGGAAUUAUCUAAGCCCCUGCAUCCUAACUGAUUGCAAAGAAAGCAUGAAGGUGGUUCAAGAGGAGGUCUUUGGUGCCGUCCUCGCUGUGAUGCCUUUCGAUACGGAGGAGGAAGCUAUACAUCGUGCUAAUGCAUCCCCUUAUGGACUCGCUGCUGGAGUGAUGACAAAGGACUUGCAGCGAGCCCACAGAGUAGCAUCCAGGUUGCAAGCUGGCAUCGUGUGGAUCAACAACUACAAUAUCUUCCCACCCGAAGUACCUUUCGGAGGGUACAAGAUGUCAGGGUUUGGUCGAGAAAAUGGACUAGAUGCCCUACAAUGCUUUUCGCAGGGAAAAACCAUCUACGUUGAGAUGGCAUCUCCUAUACAAUGUCCUCUUUACAAGAUGUGACGGAGCAACAAGUGCCCUAAAAGAAUAAAGUCUGUAUUUUCUUUA